AUGGGUGACGAAAAUUUAAAUUCUCAAAUAAAAUAUGAAGUAAAUAAAUACAAUGUAAUAAUUAUAGGUGCUGGAAUAGCUGGGCUAGCCGCAGCCAAUCACUUUAUCAAAAAUGGCAUGGAUGACUUUAUAAUUUUAGAAGCUAGAAAUCGUAUCGGUGGAAGAAUCAUAUCUAUUCCAUUAAAAAAUCACAACGUGGAACUAGGAGCAAAUUACAUUCACGGUGUUCUAGGAAAUCCAAUUUAUGAACUAGCAACUACAAAUGGUCUUGUGAACAUAAUAAAUAUACCCAAACCACACAAGGUUAUUGCGGCUACUGAAGAUGGAAAGCAAGUUCCUUUCGGUGUAUUACAUGAAAUUCACGAAGCUUACGUUUGCUUCCUGAGGCGUUGCGAGGAGUAUUUUUUAUGUCAGUAUCUCCCACCUCCUGAUAUACACAGUGUGGGUGAGCACAUUAAUUUGGAAGCUACUAUUUAUUUAGAACGUCUCCCGUCUUCAGAAGAAAAAAAGUUGAGAAGAUUAAUUUUUGAUUGCUUAUUGAAACGUGAAACUUGUAUAUCUGGAUGUAAUUCGAUGGACGAUAUUGAUCUCUUAGAAUUAGGCAGCUACACGGAAUUACAAGGUGGCAAUAUUGUAAUACCUUCAGGGUUUAGUUCUAUAUUGGGACCUAUGACUAAGAAUAUAACACCUGACAGAAUAUUGUCUAAUCACCCAGUCAUAAAAAUUAAAUGGGAUUCAGAAGAACAUAGUAAUUUAAGGUAUUUUGAAGAUGUUGGGGAGGAAUCUGAAGACUCUGAUCAAACUGUGAUAGAAGAUUUUUCUAAAGCUACUUCUGAAAAGGCCGGUGAUUCCAGUGAGGGGUUUGGUAAAACUCCUGAAAAAAUUAGCAAAAAGUUGUCCUAUUGUGUGGAAGUAGUAUGUGAAAAUGGACAAAGCUUUUAUGCUAAUCAUGUGGUAUGUACUGUACCAUUGGGAGUGCUUAAAGAAACAGCAGCAUCAUUAUUUGAACCUGCAUUACCACAGUAUAAAUUAGAAUCAAUAGAACGGUUAUUAUUCGGUGCUGUCAAUAAAAUAUAUUUAGAAUACGAAAGGCCUUUUCUAAACCCAGAUGUAACUGAAAUGAUGCUACUUUGGGACACUACACAAAUUACUGAAGACAUUUCACAAAUGUGGUACAAAAAGAUUUACUCUUUUGUGAAAGUAACGGAAACUUUGUUAUUGGGCUGGCUUUCUGGCAAAGAGGCCGAAUAUAUGGAAACAUUGUCAACAGAAGAAGUUUCAAGUACUUGUACAAAGAUCUUACGAAAAUUUCUAAAUGAUCCUUUUGUGCCUGAACCUCAAUCUUGUGUAUGCACAAGUUGGAAAAAGCAGCCCUAUACCAGAGGCUCUUAUACAGCUAUCGCUGUAGGGGCUAGUCAGAGUGAUAUUGAGAGUUUAGGACAACCACUGUUCCGAAAUGUUCAUGACAAAAAGCCUGUGUUACUCUUUGCUGGAGAGCAUACACACAGCAGUUUCUACUCAACAGUUCAUGGUGCCUUUCUGUCUGGUCAGGCAGCUGCACGACGGUUACUUACUCCAGAUGUAACCUCUGAGAAUGUUAUAGAUUGUCCUGCAUCUAGUGAUUUAAAUACUUGGAUACAAGGCAUUCAGCUAGAUAAUUAACAAAUUUUAAAAUUUUCAUCUAAUGCAUACAUGACACAGGCACUAUGUCAAAAAGAAAAGACAUGGACUUGUAUUAUAUCAGAAUGUUACAUGAAAACUAUUUCAAGGCUAAUUAUAUUCCGAUGAUGCUUUUAAAUCAUAGACUGUAACUGUUGUAUACAAUAAGUUUAAGUAGAAAUUAUAGACUACUUGUUUCCAUAUUGAUAUCCAUACUAUUUGUUUUCUUAUAUCUUUUAUACAUGACAUCAUUAAGCAUCAUGCUUCAAACUUUAUAAUUGAAAGCUAAUAAUUAAUUUCUUACGUUAAAUAUUUAAUUAAAUUUAUAAUAAGUUUCAGGUAUUAGGUUUCUUACAGCAUAAUUAUAUUAAUUAGGUAAACUUAUUUUUAUUUGUAUAAAUAAGAUUAUGAAACGACUACAUUAUUAUUGGAUACUACGACCUUGAAAAUAAAAAAAAAUUAAAAUCGAACACCUAGCUCAACUAGGAAAAUCCUACUAGUUUUUAUAUCAUUAUUGCAAAUUAAAUAAUAAUAAAAUGUUUUUUUAUCUAUUGGUACUAGAUAUCAUCAUCGAAACUCAUGAUAUGGACUCAUAUUUGAUAAGUGUUCUUAUCUAAUUUUGGUUGUGAUAAAUCGAUUGGAUUAUUAUAUUAUAAUCAUGAAAAA
Melitaea cinxia (Glanville fritillary) is the source of this 2325-nucleotide messenger RNA. Its product is annotated as peroxisomal N(1)-acetyl-spermine/spermidine oxidase. The transcript is spliced from 3 exons. Bases 1 to 1662 code for a protein of 553 amino acids. The record is from RefSeq and is a predicted model, not a curated record. NCBI's taxonomy places the organism in Eukaryota, Metazoa, Arthropoda, Insecta, Lepidoptera, Nymphalidae. Gene Ontology annotation, molecular function: polyamine oxidase activity.